This is a messenger RNA of Gamsiella multidivaricata, 168 nucleotides long. RefSeq lists its product as uncharacterized. The annotation marks the transcript as partial. Gene Ontology annotation, cellular component: PcG protein complex; transcription regulator complex. Gene Ontology annotation, molecular function: DNA-binding transcription factor activity, RNA polymerase II-specific; RNA polymerase II cis-regulatory region sequence-specific DNA binding. Lineage: Eukaryota; Fungi; Mortierellomycota; Mortierellomycetes; Mortierellales; Mortierellaceae. The record is from RefSeq and is a predicted model, not a curated record. Gene Ontology annotation, biological process: regulation of transcription by RNA polymerase II. The transcript has a single exon.
GUGCCUACGCAGCCAAAGCCCUUCCCAUGCCAUUUGUGCACACGGAUCUUUUCUCGCAAACACGACCUUCAACGACACAUCCGCGUGCACACGGGUUCGAAGCCAUUUAUUUGUAUGAGCUGUCAAAAGGCCUUUGCAAGGACAGACGCGCUAUGUCGCCAUUACAAA